Messenger RNA from Rattus norvegicus (Norway rat), 930 nucleotides. It is a transcript of the gene Or1j15b, whose product is annotated as olfactory receptor family 1 subfamily J member 15B. The transcript has a single exon. Gene Ontology annotation, molecular function: olfactory receptor activity; G protein-coupled receptor activity. Bases 1 to 930 code for a protein of 309 amino acids. The record is from RefSeq and is marked reviewed. Gene Ontology annotation, biological process: G protein-coupled receptor signaling pathway; signal transduction; detection of chemical stimulus involved in sensory perception of smell. NCBI's taxonomy places the organism in Eukaryota, Metazoa, Chordata, Mammalia, Rodentia, Muridae. Gene Ontology annotation, cellular component: membrane; plasma membrane.
AUGAGGAUGGAUAAUGAGAGCACAGUGUCUGAGUUCAUCCUCCUGGGGCUCCCCAUUCGAGCAGAGGACCAAGCUGUGUACUCUGCCAUGUUCCUGGCCAUGUACCUGACAACUGUGCUGGGGAACCUGCUCAUCAUCCUGCUCAUCAGGCUGGACUCUCACCUCCACACCCCCAUGUACUUCUUCCUCAGUCACUUGGCUUUCACAGACAUCUCAUUCUCAUCAGUCACAGUUCCAAAGAUGCUUAUGAAUAUGCUGACACACAGUCAGUCCAUCUCAUAUACCGGGUGUGUUUCCCAAGUGUAUUUUUUCAUAGUUUUUGCUAGUAUUGAUAGCUUUCUUCUGACCUCCAUGGCAUACGACAGGUAUGUGGCCAUCUGCUAUCCUCUGCACUAUACCCUCAUCAUGAAUAUGACUCUCUGUGUUCUUCUAGUAGUAAUUUCCUGGACCUUAUCUUCAGCCAAUGCCCUUGUGCAAACCCUCCUUUUGGCUCACCUAUCUCACUUUAGAAACAAUACCAUCCCCCACUAUUUCUGUGACCUCUCUACUUUGCUGAAACUGUCUAGCUCAGACACCACCAUCAAUGAUCUCAUCAUCCUUAUUUUAGGUAAUGCAGUUAUUACCCUGCCAUUCAUAUGCAUUCUGGUCUCUUAUGGUUACAUUGGAGUCACCAUUCUGAAAACUCCCUCCAUCAAGGGAAUCUGCAAAGCCUUGUCCACUUGUGGUUCUCACCUCUGUGUGGUUUCCUUGUACUAUGGAGCCAUCAUUGGACUAUAUUUUGUCCCCUCAUCUAAGAAUGCUAAUGAGAAAAAUGUCAUUGUGGCUAUAAUGUACACUGUGGUCACACCUAUGUUUAAUCCAUUUAUCUAUAGUCUGAGGAAUCGGGAUAUGAAAGGAGCGCUGAGAAAUAUCCUCAGCCGAAUAAAAUGA